Messenger RNA from Plectropomus leopardus (leopard coralgrouper), 6141 nucleotides. RefSeq names its product vascular endothelial growth factor Ba (gene vegfba). Gene Ontology annotation, biological process: sprouting angiogenesis; positive regulation of protein phosphorylation; positive regulation of angiogenesis. Gene Ontology annotation, molecular function: heparin binding; vascular endothelial growth factor receptor binding; growth factor activity. NCBI's taxonomy places the organism in Eukaryota, Metazoa, Chordata, Actinopteri, Perciformes, Serranidae. Gene Ontology annotation, cellular component: membrane. The record is from RefSeq and is a predicted model, not a curated record.
CUCUCUCUGUCUGUCUGCGGACUGCCCUGCUGCUCCACCGGCUCUGCUGUAGCUGUGCCGUGUCAGUGGAGGAUGUUAUUGUAGUCAUAUUUAAAAGAGGAUAAAAAAAAAUAAUCGGGAAGAUGCGCCUGGAGGGGGGACGUCACGUUUUCCGAGGGAGCGACAGUGUGGAGAGUCUGUGACCGAGCCAGGGAGCCGAAUAUGCGGCACUGUCCAGCUCUGCACGUCGGGCUACAGCGUCGGAUCUUUACCGGAUAAACGUGGAUAAACCUGAUGGGGUUUUUUUUGUAGAUACACAGAGGAUUUUAUUUUCAUCGCACCACGUUUCAGUGGAAAUCUGGAUGAUCCUCCAGUCACGCCACCCCGGACCCCCACACCGGUUUAAUGGGAUCAGGACCUAAAAUAAACACAGGGAGGCAUCUGUCAAAGUUUAAACAAGUCUCAUUGGAAAAAUUGGACUUUUAAGCCACAAUUGGAUAUUAAAUCAUUACUUGAGAGUGGCUGUUUUUCUGCGUGUAUGUUAAAUUUAGUGGAGGUAGGGUUAUUUUAGAUCUCCAAUUAGAGUAAUAGAGCAAACUAUUAUUAGAGUUCCGGUUGGAGACUGACUCCUGCAAUAGCCGAUCAUUUAGCCUAAAUGCAACAAGAUUGGCUGAAGUUAUUGUUCCAGCACUGAGGAUGCCACCAUGGGUGUCCUAUCAAGGAAGGGAGACUGGAGAAUGAACGCGAUAUUUCUGCGUCUUUAAUCAGAAGCGAAAGAAGGAGACAAGUCACCUUUUUUGGGGUUGGAUUGGACCAAAAAAAAAUUUGCGUGCCCCUUGGACUCCUGCACAAUGGGGAUUAUGCUUCAAGUUAUUCUAGGAAUGUUUCAAUUCCUGCUGCUCACCAGAAUACCGACGUCCCAUGCCAAGCUUGCUCACUGGCGGCCAGCAGAUUCCCCAAAAUCCAGGGAGGGCCGAGAAGUGCGGCGGUGGUUGGAGGUUUAUUCCCGGAGCGGCUGUGAGCCUCGGGACACUCUGGUGGAGGUUUGGCGGGAGUUGCCGGGCGAGACACACCAUCUCUUCGUCCCAUCCUGUGUGUCAGUGAGGCGAUGUGGUGGCUGCUGUGCUGACGAGGCCCUGGAGUGUGUUCCAUCGCUCACACACACACUCACCAUGGAGCUGAUGAGAACCUCCUUCAUGAAACACGAGCUCAUCGAGCUGCCGUUUGUCGAGCACAGCCAGUGUGAGUGCAGAUUAAAAGAACAAUUUCAGCCAACACCUACAACAAGGCCCUCUCUGAAGCGAAGAAGAUCAGACAAGAAAAAGGAAAGAGGAAAAUCCAAAAAGAAAACAGUUGGAGCCAUCAGAGCUGUGACCCACGCUCCCUCAACUCUUCCUCCACCAUCCUCUGCUCCUCCUCCUCCUCCUCCUCCACCCACCAGCCUUUCUCCUUCUCCAUCACCAUCUCCGAGGCCUCGUUGCCGCCCAUGCAGAGGGAGGAAGUGGGCAUUGGACGCGACGUCUUGUCAGUGCCACUGCAUCAUCAAAGCUGAGAGCUGCAGCCGAAAAGACCGGAGGCUCAACACGAAACGCUGCAAGUGUGAGGCCAUGAGGACUUGAUGUGUGAUCCUCACUGUCUUUUCACCUCCUUCUUUCCAUCAACCCCUGUCGACUCAUCGCCCACUCAGCAUCAGUGCCAUAGAGCAUACAGACGCUUGGACAUCUGGUAACCUCAGACCGAAGGAAACAUUAGCAGCAGCACACACAACAACCUGCAGUGGUGCUCUUAGUUAAGCAACAAGUGCGGCAUUUUGAAUAUAGAUCUACUUGUGUCUUCAGCCAAAUAUCUGCCCACCUCCUCUGUUCCUGUGACAAAGCUCCUGUCAGACCACAUGUACAGACAUGCAGAGUCACAAAACACGUCCCAUGAGUGGAGGUAUGACGUGGCAGCUUAAUGGCGGCUUUGAGAGACGUGCAUUUCAGACAAAACAUCUCUUGUUGGACACAAUUACAUGUGCUCCUGCUCUCCUGUGGUUUGGAGGUUCUUUGGGUGUGCAGUAGAGAGCAGUGGGAACACAUGUGAUCCAAGAACAAUGGAUAUAGAGUGGAUCUGUCUUAACACAGGUGUCCUACGUGUUGAGGUUGUGGUGGUUGUGGUACAAGUUGUGGUUUGUUGUUCGCAGGCAAACUGCACGUGGAAGCGGAUUCCAGAGUAAAGUCAAGGCCGAUUUUUGGGUGGAGGAUUUGCAUAACAACAGCAACAGAUUAUAGAUGGACCCGUCCACAUUCAGACAUACCAGAAGGACAGAGGACAUGCACAUAAACUGGCACCCCAGUGUGUGUGGACCUAUAGUUGAGCUGAAUGCUUGGAUGUAGAAUAUCUGUGUGGUCUCCCCACUGAAAGCCCCAGAUGGGAUAUCCCUGCAGCCGUUCCCUCUCAUUCAAAGCGUAUGACCACAGGGCUGGCUCUCCAAGCCGCUUUCCGGCAUUUGUUUAAUUUGGGCCUUUUGUCUCCAUCUUCCCUCGGCUCCUCGAUUGAAAGCAGCCGCUUUGCCUCUCUUUGCCUCGCUUUGCCUCUCUUUUAGGCAGUGAGGAGAAUGACAAUAAUGAGGCCUGGCGGCUGUCCACUGCUUCACACACGAGCAUUCACACUUAUAAUACCAGGAACACAGACGACACUGCAAACACAGACACACACAGUCUCACUCACUGUGUGCUAUAGCAGGCACACAUUCAUAUUUACACACACACACACACACACACACACACAUACACAUUAACUUUGAAAUGAAUGCAGGUAGCCAGAAGCAUUUGUUUGUGCCACACCAAGUGUGCAGAUAUACGACAGUUGUUUAUAUUUGCAAUUUACUGCAAAGUCUUCAUUUAAUAUUGUAUUAUAAGCCUCUGUUUUAUAUUUUAUUAUAAUUCUGUCACGUUGAUUGAAAAGAUAUUCUAUAUUGCAGAAUGUGCGUCUUUGUUUUGUUUGUUCAUCUUUAAUCCGUCUGCAUAAAGAGUCACGCUGGGUGGCCGGCUAUGUGUACACCCGGCAUCUAAACCGAUACGCAAAUGUAUUGAAUUCAAACAGACACGGCUCACACGGGCCACAAAUGGGAGACUAUAUACAUUAUAAUGUGUAAGUCAAACAAUCAGCGGGGCAGUGUUGUCUGCAGCACACAGAAACCAAGCAUAUAGCCAUUCCCAGUGCAGUGAAAGGAAAACAUGGCUGUUUUUGUUGCAUGUUAGAGCCGGGAUGGAAAGAGUAUUAUUCAUGUGGAACAUAACUUGUUUAUAUUCUGACUGAAUCUCACGGUUUAACUCCAUGUUAGUUCAUGGCUGCUUGGCCGCCGGGUGGGAACAGGGAUCUGAACUGUGACUGUUUCAGAAAGGAUGAGGUCUUGAGCGGCUUGUCAGUCAGCAUGACGGGCAUAAGCCAGAGCUCAGAGGACCCAUAAUGGCAGGUCAUUGAGUUUAAACCUAUUUUUGAUGCUCAUUCAGACCUUUUCUCCUGUGCUAAAUUUUACUGAGAACAUUUUGCUGCUGACUUCUUGUCCCAAUGACAAACAAUAGCUUUGAGGCUCCAUGAUUCAUGUCCGUACUAUCCCCAGGAUUCAUAUGAUCCCGCUGAUUGAAACAGUCCAGGGUCUGAAUUAUUUGUGUCUCAGCCUUGAGCUACAGAACUUUGUUUCCGCGGCUGUUGUGAUAAGCUCUGUAUUUAUACUGUCCUGCGAUGAGAUUAUUUUUUUCUUUUGCUUGAGUCCGUUGUUCAGUGUUUGUUAUUACUGUCAAUCAAUGCUUCAAUCACUACCUCUAUAUCGCAGCAUAUUAAUGACCGAGUAUUAGAGCGUUGUUGUUACUUUCCCUGUGUUUUUUCCAGACCUCCUCUUAGAUAAUAAUGUUUUUAUUUACAUAGCAAUAAGCAGUGUAGAGAUGUGUGGAGCUGCAGCAGAUCUGUAGUGAUUAUCACUGGUUUAGAGGAACCUUCAGGAGCUUUUUGUAUGUGUCUCUGAGGAGACUGAACUGGUCCUCUGAGUACAGACCAGACACUGUGUGAUAAUGUGGAACAGGAUGUGGUUUCCCAAAGCGUUUGUAGCCUCAAACGACUGGUGAUCUUUUGCUUUUAAAGGAAUAAUUUGAGAUUUGGAAAUAUACUUAUCUGCUUUUGUGCUGUGGGUCUCGCUGUGUCUCAGCUUGGAUACUUUCGUCAGUACACUUCAAUGUAGUCCACUGUGUACAGUAUGUAGUGACUUCAAUAGCGUGUCAGUCAUAACGGGCGUGUUGUCUCAAAUCAAACACAGCUGUUAGGCACACUUUUCAGAAAUGGCAGCAUUUCACAAUCUCCUCUUCUUCAUCUUCUUCUUCUUCUUCUUCCUCUUCUUCUGUUCCAUCAUCUUUGGAUGAAGCAUUACUACCUACAAUUGACUGUAACUACCCGCCAAAGUAUCAUCCGGCUUGAAGUGUCCAACAUUCACCACUCAACUUUUUGACCAUUAAGAAUACCGGGUACUCACAGUGCAUUAAAUGUAGCCGUACUCUUCAGUGUGAACACAUUUAUGCACUCAAAAAAGCAAAUGUGGGGCACUCAUUAGCUCACUUGGUAGAGCGGGCGCCCCGUGUACAGAGGCUGUGUUCUCGCAGCGGUGGUUGAAUAAUUAAACUUAAUCAAUACUGUCUAAUAAAAAGGCAAAAAAGCCACAAAAAUAAUCUUAAAAAAACAAAAAAGCAAGUGUAAGUACAGAAGGUUGUGUAAAUAGACACUGCAAUAGAAGAAAAGAUCAAAACCACUCUCAUGUCUGUACGGUAGAUGGAGCCAGCAGCAAGUUAACUUCGCUUAGCACAAAAACUGAAAACAGAGGGAAACAGCUAGCCUGAUUGUCAAAAAAAAAAUAAAGUCACUAGUUAACAUGUAGUUUACUCCUCUUUUUGUUUUUAAUAUGAGCUUGAGUAUUUUGGUACGUGUGGAAUUCCCUUUAUUCCCUUAGGUUAACUCGUUAACAUGUUUGCAUUUUGUUCAAUCUGUUUAAAAACUGAAUCGUGAAAAAGACGAGUUGUGGUUUUACCAAUUUCUGAACCCAACAGGUGAUCCAACGGAUAUCUGACCCAAGACUUUCCCUUCCAUGCACCAGCUAUUUCAGCUGAUAUAUUUCCAGAUGUCUGCAUAUGAAUGCAGAUACAUUUCAUGAGAGCUGAUAUAAAACUAACUCGUUGUCAGAUGAUUGCUGAUGGGUUCAGAGAUUGUACUUCGGCCAAUGUGUUCUUCAUCUCCACACGUCUCCCUACCUGCCGUUUAAACGGAAUUGGUCAACAUUACUCAGACUACAAAUGAAAAACCAAAAUGCUUCCCAAACAGGAAUCUUAUCCUGUCACCUACAGGAAGAAAUUAGGUUUUUAUGGGGGGUUAUGAGCCAAACUGUUUGUUGACUUUGAACAUUUGCAACCAGCAGAGACUCCAGAAAGUCAGUGUUCCCAACAAAGAUAUUAUCAAGCUCACACAGUAACUCCCCAUAAAAACGUAAAUGCACAAAUUGUGUUUUUUUUUACUUUACACAGAUUGAGUAAGAGAGAGAUAACAUACUACAAAGUGAUCUUUAGAGGUACUUGUAGAUGAAUUAUGUACGUUUUGGAUGGAGCUGGGCUAGCUGUUUCUUCUUGUUUUAAGUCUUCAUGCUAAGCUAACUUAACCAGCUGCUGGUCUAGCCAUAUAUUUACAGAGAGCAGUAUCAAUCUUCUCAGUGAAUUUCCCAAAAAAUGUCACAAAUCUUUUAAGAAUUUCUUACUCACUUUGAGCUAUUCAUGCUCAAGCAUUUAUUUUCCCCAAUUUUCCUUCCUUCAUGUCUUGACAAUGUUGCAUUUUGUGGACAAAUGUUUUGGGAAACCCGAGAGUCCCUGAGCCUUGGUACAGAUUGCACUUGUGUUUGAGAUUGCAAAGCACAUACUGUACAUUAGUCCACUAGGAGGAAAAAAAAAACGAAUGGAGCAAAUGGGCUCAGAAUGAAAAGCUCCACUCAUGCAGACAUGUACGACAUAUCUAAGACAUUCCACGUGAAGAGUUGUGGCACUGAGAUCACUUUUUAAAGGCUUCUUGUGACCAAAUUUUCUUAUUUCAAAGUACAAAUUCUGAACAUCAUUUCAACAUCACAACUCUUCAAGAAACACAGCUUGGACA